AUGAAUGGAACCAUCGAUAUGGAAAGAGCCCUUAUAGUGGAGACUGCGGCAAGUGCUGUGGAUGAGGUAACCAAGCUUUUGCAGAUAGAUGAGCCUCUCUGGAUCAAGUCCGCCUCUGAGGGCCGGUGCAUUCUUCACCGCGGCAGCUAUGAGAAGAUAUUCCUGACGAGAGCCAAUUUUAAUAUAAGAAGCUUUACCAAUGGUGCUCGUUUCGAGUCUUCCAAGCAUUCCGGGAUCGUCACCAUGAGUGCCAUGCACUUAGUUGACGCGUUUCUAGAUUCGGAUAAAUGGGGAGAUAUCUUUCCCACAAUUGUUACAAAGGAGAAGACAAUUCAAGCACUUGAAAAAGGAGCAUUGGAAAACAGACACGGUUCCUUGCAUAUGAUGUAUGAAAAAAUGCACAUCCUUUCACCUCUUGUUCCGUCACGGGAGUUCUGCUUUCUCCGCCAUUGCCGGCAGAUCGAGCAUGGCACUUGGGUGAUUGCCGAUGUUUCUUAUGAUUUCUCAAAGGAGUGUGUCUUUCCUUCUCGUAGUUGGAGGCUUCCCUCCGGCUGCAUGAUUGAAGAUAUGUCAAAUGGCUCCUCCAAGGUUACGUGGGUUGAACAUGUGCACGUGGAUGAUAAGAGCCAAACCAAUAGGCUGUAUAGGGAUCUCGUAUGCGGUAGUCAUAACAUCGCAUAUGGAGCUGAAAGAUGGAUUCUUACACUCAAACGAAUGUGUGAGAGAUUCACUUAUUUCUCCAAGCUGCCAGAAACUACUGCAACGGCCGAUAACGGAUUUGGUAGAGUGAUAAUUAUGGCUGAAGGCAAACAAAGCGUAAUGAAUCUUAGCCAUAGAAUGGUGAAAAACUUCUGUGGGACGUUGAACAUGUCAGGUAAAUUGGAUUUCCCUCAGCUAGCAGAGGUGACCAAUAGUGGGGUUCGAGUCUCCGUUCGCGAAGCCACAGAAACAGGCCAGCCUAGCGGCAUAAUUGUUGGCGCCGCCACCUCUCUUUGGCUUCCUCUUCCUCCUCAGGCUGUCUUUGAUUUCUUCAGAGAUGACAAAACCCGAUUCCAGUGGGACGUCCUUAGCAAUGGUUAUCCAGUGCAUGAGAUAGAACACAUCUCAACUGGAGCUCAUCCAGGAAACUGCAUAUCCAUCAUUCGGCCGUUUAUCCCAACUGAGAACAACAUGUUGAUGCUGCAAGAGAGCUGCAUAGACCGAUUGGGGUCCCUGAUAGUAUAUGCACCAAUUGACGUAACAACUCUCAACAUGGCAAUAACUGGCCAGGACUCCUCUGCCAUACCAAUCCUCCCCUCUGGAUUCAUAAUCUCUGCCGACGGCCGCGGCACAAAUCACCGCUCUACCAAAGCCGCGUCGACCAGUUCGAGCGGGACAAGUGGCAGCUCCUCAUCAGGUGGAUCACUUCUCACCGUGGCUUUCCAGAUAUUGGUUUCAUGCAAGCAGCUAAACGUGGAGUCCGUUGCAGCCGUCAAUACUCUCAUCAGCUCGACGGUUCAGAAAAUCAAAUCUUCCUUGAACUGCUCUAACGAUCUGGAUUGA
Morus notabilis is the source of this 1542-nucleotide messenger RNA. RefSeq names its product homeobox-leucine zipper protein HDG11. The record is from RefSeq and is a predicted model, not a curated record. The transcript has 7 exons. Gene Ontology annotation, molecular function: lipid binding. Bases 1 to 1542 code for a protein of 513 amino acids. NCBI's taxonomy places the organism in Eukaryota, Viridiplantae, Streptophyta, Magnoliopsida, Rosales, Moraceae.